This is a messenger RNA of Scophthalmus maximus (turbot), 2589 nucleotides long. RefSeq names its product CXXC finger 4 (gene cxxc4). The record is from RefSeq and is a predicted model, not a curated record. Gene Ontology annotation, cellular component: nucleus. NCBI's taxonomy places the organism in Eukaryota, Metazoa, Chordata, Actinopteri, Pleuronectiformes, Scophthalmidae. The transcript is spliced from 3 exons. Gene Ontology annotation, molecular function: zinc ion binding; methyl-CpG binding. Bases 537 to 1400 code for a protein of 287 amino acids.
ACGCAGCCCCCGGAUCAAGAGGCGAGGAAACGCUUUGACAAAAAAAAAAACCCAAAACCUCUGCGAUUUUAACGACCCCCGCCUUAUUUCUUGUGCCACAGCUUUUUUUGGGGCUUAUUUGUGCACUUUUCUUACAAUUUUUCCCCCCAAACGUGACAAGAAAGUGGAUAAAUGCUCCUUUUGUUUUGAGCGCUCUGAACACACACGCGCGCGCGCGCUAGCGCACACACACACGCGCGCACACACACGCACACGCGCGCGCGCACACGCUCGCCCUGCUCUCCUCGGGCCGCCUGUGUCUUGUGCGUCUUGCUCGCGUCUUGGCAUUAUCCCCCUCCGCGUAUCGCCUCGCAGUGAUGUGCCGUCACACGGUCGCAGGCUGGUAGCGUCUUUGGAGAGCCGCUCUUCUCAACAGGAACCCGCACUGGAGAAGAUAAACCAGGAUGGUGACACACUGUUCGUAACCAGCUUCAGUUCAACAACGGCCACCAUAACUCCACUCUCUUCUCCUGAACAUUGACAACCAGUCCUCAGCCAUGUCUAACCUAAACAAUUCACUUUGCAUUGAAAACGGACAGAACGCAGACGUGUCUCUCCUACAAAAGGAUACUCUUCAGGAUGGUGGAUUAAGCCAGCUUUUGGAUUAUAACGCGGAAAUGGAAAGGUACAGGUCUUUUGCAAACUUUUAUAAAACCAAUGGGGCAUUUCCACAGAAGAUUGCCCGCAUCACAACGCCCAUUUUUCCCAGUGCUAGAAUUGGCAUGUCCCCUUGGAACUGCGAUAACGCCAUGCUCUGGGGAAGGAAAUCAGCGGCAAUAAACCCUAAUAGGACCAGCAUGCAUAGAAAUGACUCCCAGAGGCCGGGGAAGCCUGGCGUGCCGCCAGAGACGCUGCAAAUGGCAAAUAAUAAUUUCCUCUCUACCUUAUCCCCCGAACACUGCAGACCUUUAGCAGGAGAAUGCAUGAACAAGCUGAAAUGCGGCGCUGCUGAAGCAGAGAUAAUGAAUCUCCCAGAACGCGUUGGAACUUUUUCCGCUAUUCCGGCUUUAGGGGGCAUCUCAUUACCUCCCGGGGUCAUCGUCAUGACAGCCCUUCACUCCCCCGCAGCCUCAGCAGCCGUUACAGACAGUGCGUUUCAAAUUGCCAAUCUGGCAGACUGCCCACAGAAUAAUUCCUCGGCAUCCAGUGGAAACCCAGCGAAGAAGAAAAGGAAAAGGUGUGGGGUCUGUGCACCCUGCAGGCGUCUAAUCAACUGUGGUGUCUGCAGCAGUUGUCGGAACCGCAAAACGGGCCACCAGAUCUGCAAAUUUAGGAAAUGCGAGGAGCUGAAAAAGAAGCCAGGCUCAUCGCUGGAGAGGACGCCGGUCAACAGCGGUGAAGCUUUUCGGUGGUUCUUUUAGAGAGGCGAGCCACAGCCGCCCCAUCCAGCGACAAGAGGGCACGUGGGACUCUUGACUCUCCGCCAGGAGCACUCGAUAGGUUCACAGAACCCAACAUGCUCCACACAUUUGGAGAGGACGAGAGAAGAAAAGGGGGACAGACAAAAAGAUAAACGAAAAACAUAAUGGUGUUGUUUUAACUCUGUAAUUUCCUUUUCUGUGUAAUUAUUGUACCUUUUGACAGUAUCAUAAUGUAUAUUUUUGGUGUCUAUGAAUGUGUUUUCAGUGUCGUGGCUGUAGUUUUACAGCCAAUCCUAUGUAAAGGACCCAAACAGACAAUCAUACAAUCAUCCUGAAUCCGUCAAACAGAAGAGGCCACAAGGAUUGAUGAUCUGACAAAACACAACACACUUUACUCUGGAGCAAUAAUCUAUUCUGUUGAUUAUUCCUCAACCAUCAUUUCUGUUGACUCUUAAAUUAUUAUAUAUUUUUUAAUGAAACUAAAAUCCUCCUCUGGUUUUCUUUAUUAUUUCCUCUGAGAACCAUGUACUGAAACGCCCGUGGCAUGUGAUGUGUCUCGUCGAGAGCGGCGGCGUGAAGAGCGGCAGCGGUGCGUCUGUGAUGGGCUUGUUGACUCGUUUCCUCGUGACUGGUCUGAGUGGACUCACCGCAGAACAGGGCACAUUGUCUUGUGCGGUGAGUCGCACUUCUUUAAGAUCGAACAAUUGUGACAGCACCUGGAGGUCGUGUUUUCAAAGAGGGUCUGAGUACAUGUUUGUUUUUUAACAAAUCUACUUUAGUCAUGAAAUCGUUUUUGUUCUUUUCUUCUUCCAGUUUGGAUCACUAAAGGUUGUUAACUGUCUAAAAGGUAGGGAGUAAUGCCAGUAAAGGAAUUGUAGGUUAUUUUGAAAUCAUUGAAAUUUAGAAUUAAUUACAGAAUACUAUACAUAUUUGACAUGUCAGAUGUUGUUCUGGAGCUACGGGAUACUGUAGACAUUACUCCUGCAGAGCAGUCGACUGUCCUUUCUCCUACAAAGUAAUGUUAAAACAUUCCAAAAACUAAAAUGAUUCAAUAAGUUACUCAUUGUCUUAAACCCUAUUGUUGCAUGUGUAAAUGUGUUUUGGUUUUAAAGAUUACUAAGAAUUUGUAUAUUGUUGUUGUGAUGCUUUUAUGUGUUAAAAUUAAAAAAAAAAUGACUUCAGUAAAAGA